Aspergillus candidus is the source of this 1572-nucleotide messenger RNA. RefSeq lists its product as uncharacterized. The record is from RefSeq and is a predicted model, not a curated record. Bases 78 to 1427 code for a protein of 449 amino acids. The transcript has 3 exons. NCBI's taxonomy places the organism in Eukaryota, Fungi, Ascomycota, Eurotiomycetes, Eurotiales, Aspergillaceae.
GCAUCAAUGUCGCUGUUCCUCAACACCCUGUUAUAGUCUGCUAUAGUUCCAAUCAGCCACCUACAGUCUAACAAUGAAUGAUUUUCAGGAAGGGUCGAUCUGGAUCUAAUGCAGCGGCACCGAAUAAGACAGCCGACUCGGGCUCCGCUAUGCCGUCGACAAAGCAGAAACCGAAGCGGAACCCCCGAAGGGCCGUGAAGGAUAGAUGGGCGGAGCAGCAUUUGAUGACGAGUGCUCAGUCCCCGCUGGUUAAUAUUGACAUAGUCAAACUACUCGCGAAACCCGAUGCCUGGAACUGCCUCGACGAAGCCGAGAAGGAAGAAAUCUUGAAUCUGCUUCCUGAAGAUACGCACCCGAAUCGCUACCCGUCCGCAGACGACCCCGACGCAAAAAUCCCACCGCUACCUGAAUCGUUCCUGCGAUACUCGAACGAGUGGCGCGACGGCAUCCGCCAAUUCCAGUCCGAUCUGGAAGAUGGUCGCUACGACCCGGUUUGGGUCCGACAGGCCGAGGCGGCUGUGGCAGAGAGGGCAGCGGGGAAGUUCGACAAGUUCAAGGAAGAGGAGUUUGAGCAGUUCUGGGGCCAGAAGCAGAGGAUGGACAGGACUAUUGCUGCGGGGCAGAGCUCGCAGGUUAAAUUGACGACACUGAUUGAGCAUGGGGUCAUUCAUGAAGGCGAUGUUUGGCGCUACUCGCGCUCUUUUUCCAGGGGUCGCAAUAGGGUCCUAGUGGAGAAAGAAGUGAAGAUUGUUGCCAUUGACGGCUCACGCUUGUCGUUUUUGAUGCCUCCUGGCCAACGCACGUUUCUCUCCUCGGUUCAGUCGUCGCCGCUUGUUUCAAAGGAGGCGGAUGGCCCGUCGAAUCAAUCAGCCCCCGAGCCUACAUCUCAACAGAGUGACUCCAUGGAGACAGGUGGAGAAGUACCGAUAGUUACAGACGAAUCUCCAGAUCCUGGAACAUCUCAAAAACGCAAAUCAGACGCCGAAGUCCAACCUGCGAAGAGGGGUCGCGGACGGCCCCCAAAGAACCCCCCGAAAACCGAAGCCGUCCCAAAACCUGAAGAUAUCGCCCCCAGUGAUCCACCAGCGAUGGCCGACGAAUCUAUUCCAACCCCACCACCAGAUGGAGAUACUCACGGUAUCGCCAACUCCACGGAGCAGCAGGAGCCCGAAACCACCGAUGAGAAAGCUUCUUCCCAACCUUCAUCUAAAACCAGGCCGGAGGGCCCACCGAAGGGAACCGACGAGAUCAUAGUCACCGAUAUUCAAGGGCUUACUGCGCUGGGCGCGAAGAUCAUAGAAUUGGACGGUCGUAUCAAGGAGGUUCCAAACGGGAAUGCGUGGAAAGAGUUCCGUUCUUACCGAAAUAAUCAGGAUAUGGGAAGUCUCUGGGAAGUCAGACAGGCUUGGUUCCUGAAGACGCAGUGAUAUUCGGGGUUUUUUGAGCACCGCUCUUUCGGCAGUUGCUGUUAGCCGGCUGUCCACUGAGGGACCAUUGAUCAGGUCGCCUUUUAUCUAACUAGCCAACUUGAGUCGGUACACUGCGUCGUGGCUGCAAUGCGCAAACGCCGAA